Molecule: messenger RNA, 6891 nt
Organism: Fundulus heteroclitus (mummichog)
Lineage: Eukaryota; Metazoa; Chordata; Actinopteri; Cyprinodontiformes; Fundulidae
Gene: cluha
Product: clustered mitochondria (cluA/CLU1) homolog a
Exons: 27
Coding region: 290-4450 (1386 amino acids)
Biological process (GO): intracellular distribution of mitochondria
Cellular component (GO): cytoplasm
Molecular function (GO): mRNA binding; protein binding
Source: RefSeq, a predicted model, not a curated record
CUACGCAAAGGCAAAGAGGUCAAGAGGAGGGAACAGGGGGGGGAGAGAACCACGUGUGUUCAGCACCACCACCAUGUACAGCUCUGUCCUUCCUCUGUAGCCUUGUUUUUGUAUAAUCCUCCGUCACCCUUCGCAUGCAGCCUCCCGGCCCUGCGUGAGCCUCAACAAGCAGACCGGUUCCGACUCGCGUUUCCCUCCCGCCAUCAUCCAUAGACGGACUGCCGACAGCCGAAAGCCGCAGGCAGGGAGGGGGGUUUCUUUCUGGAGCCACACACACUGACAGCCGACCAUGGUGAGCAAGACAGAUGACAUCCCGGCGUCGGUGCCCGACUGCAAUCCGGCCGACCUCCAGCGGGACGGAGCCGGGGACGGGACCCAGGAGGGCGGCGGGACCAGCAAGAGCCGAGCGGAGGACUCCUGCGGCUGUGGCCACAGUGCAGAUACAGCCAUGCUGAACGGCGACGGCGCUCACACGGAGGAGGGAGAGUCAAAGCAGGAUGGGAACAGCGAGGCGGAUGGCGGCGAGGACUCCAACGAACAGGAAGUGAUAGUGAUCCAGGACACGGGCUUCACCGUUAAGAUCCAGGCGCCUGGAACGGAGCCGUUCGACCUGCAGGUGUCCCCCCAGGAAAUGGUGCAGGAAAUCCACCAGGUGCUGAUGGACCGCGAGGACACCUGCCACCGCACCUGCUUCUCCCUGCAGCUGGACGGAAACGUGCUGGACAACUUCGCCGAGCUCAAGUCCAUCGAGGGCCUGCAGGAGGGCUCGCUGCUCAAAGUGGUUGAAGAACCGUACACUGUGCGCGAAGCCCGCAUCCACGUGCGCCACAUCAGAGACCUGCUGAAAAGCCUGGACCCCUCCGACGCCUACAACGGCGUGGACUGCAACUCCCUGUCCUUCCUCAGCAUCUUCACUGACGGAGACCUCGGAGACAGCGGCAGGAGAAAGAAGAAAGGCACGGAGCUGGAGCAGAUCGACUGCACCCCUCCAGAACACAUCCUGCCUGGCAGCAAAGAGCGCCCCCUGGUGCCCCUCCAGCCACAGAACAAAGACUGGAAGCCCAUGCAGUGCCUGAAGGUCCUGACCAUGAGCGGCUGGAACCCGCCCCCUGGAAACAGGAAGAUGCACGGCGACCUCAUGUACCUGUACAUUGUGACGGUGGAGGAGCGCCACGUCAGCGUCACGGCCUCCACUCGAGGCUUCUACCUCAAUCAAUCAACGACCUACACCUUCAACCCAAAGCCAGCCAAUCCCAGCUUCCUGAGCCACUCGCUGGUGGAGCUGCUGAGCCAGAUCAGCCCUGCCUUCAAGAAGAACUUCACCUCACUGCAAAAGAAAAGAGUCCAGAGACAUCCGUUCGAGAGGAUAGCCACGCCUUUCCAGGUGUACAGCUGGACAGCUCCGCAGGUCGAUCAUGCGAUGGACUGCGUCCGAGCUGAGGAUGCCUACACCUCCCGCCUUGGUUAUGAGGAGCACAUACCGGGACAGACCAGAGACUGGAACGAGGAGCUGCAGACCACCAGGGAGCUGCCGCGGAAGAACCUACCCGAGCGGCUGCUGAGGGAAAGAGCCAUUUUCAAGGUCCACAGUGACUUCGCGGCCGCUGCCACCCGCGGGGCCAUGGCCGUAAUCGACGGGAACGUCAUGGCGAUCAACCCCGGCGAGGAAACGCGCAUGCAGAUGUUCAUCUGGAACAACAUCUUCUUCAGCCUCGGCUUCGACGUGCGGGACCACUACCGGGAGCUCGGCGGGGACGCCGCCGCCCACGCCGCGCCGACCAACGACCUGAACGGCGUGCGGGCCUACGGGGCGGUGGACGUGGAGGGUCUCUACACCCUGGGGACGGUGGUGGUGGACUACAGAGGCUACAGAGUCACGGCGCAGUCCAUCAUCCCCGGGAUCCUGGAGCGUGAGCAGGAGCAGAGCGUCAUCUACGGCUCCAUCGACUUCGGGAAGACCGUGGUGUCUCACUGCAAAUACCUGGAGCUGCUCGAUAAGACCAGCAGGCCGCUGAAGGUUCAGCAGCACAAGGUGCUCAACGAGAAGGACGAGUCGGUGGAGCUGUGCUCCUCCGUCGAAUGCAAAGGCAUCAUUGGCAAUGACGGCAGACACUACAUCCUGGACCUCCUGCGAACCUUCCCUCCUGAUUUGAACUUCCUGCCGGUGGACGGAGAGGAGCUGUCUGCAGAGAGCCAGCGCCAAGGCUUCCCCCGGCAGCACCGUCACCGCCUGGCUUGUCUUCGCCAGGAGCUCAUCGAGGCCUUUGUCGAGCACAGAUAUCUUCUGUUCAUGAAGAUGGCAGCGUUACAGCUUAUGCAGCAAAAGGCAAACAAGGACUCUAACAAAACAGACAUGCCCGCCAUCACUGAGGCCUCAGAGGCAGAUCCUGCACAGACCGCGCCCGCUGAGGCGUCCGCAGAAAGCACAGGCCCGGCAGACUCCGCCGCUGCUGCCCCGCAAGAGGCAACCGAAGGUGAAGAAAAGCCUUCGCAGCCAACAACAAACGGGCCUGUAGACCCCGCAGGCUCCCAGAACGGGGAGUGCAAAAGCCCACUGGAGGGUAAGGAGCUCGAGGAAAGUAUUCCUGGGUUAGCUCAGGCCAAAGAGCUGGCGGAGACCUUAGUGUCCGAAGACGGAUCUGGUAUCGAUCCCAAAAGCCGGGAGGUGGUCCUCAAUGCCUGCAAGGCCGUGGGCUCCAUCAGCAACACUUCGUUUGACAUUCGCUUCAACCCCGACAUCUUCUCCCCAGGGGUGCGUUUUCCAGAGGACACCAUAGAAGACGUCCAGAAGCAGAAGCAGCUCCUCAAAGACGCCGCUGCCUUCCUGGUGACCUGUCAGAUCCCGUCUCUGGUGAAGGACUGUUUGGACCACAGCACUCUGCCCAUGGAUGGAGCCACGCUGACAGAGGCUUUGCACCAGAGAGGCAUCAACGUCCGCUAUUUGGGGACAGUUUUGGAGUUUGUGAACAAGACCCAAGCCAAAGCCCAGCUCGAGCACUUCUACAGAAUAGGAAUCAUUGAGCUGAUCACAAGGUGUGCAAAACAUAUCUUCAGGACAUACCUGCAGGGCGUGGAGUUAUCGGCUCUUUCUGCCGCCGUCAGCCAUUUCCUCAACUGCUUCCUGAGCUCCUUCCCCGACGCCGUCGCACACCUGCCUCCCGACGAGCUGGUGUCGCGGCGCAAGAGCCGCAAGCGUCGCACCCGGGUCCCCGGCAGCGGCGACAACACGGCGUGGGCCAGCCUGACGCCCAGCGAGCUGUGGAAGAACAUCGCCGCUGAGGCCCAGAGCUAUUAUCACUUCAAAAUCCAGUGCGAGAGCGUGGACCAGGUCGUGGAGAAAUACGGGCUUCAGAAAACCACCCUGCUCAGAGAGAUUUCAGUCAAGACUGGCAUCCAGAUCCUGCUGAAGGAGUAUAAUUUCGACAGCCGUCACAAGCCAGCCUUCACGGAGGAGGACAUCCUGAACAUUUUCCCCGUCGUGAAGCACGUGAACCCCAAAGCCUCCGACGCCUUCCACUUCUUCCAGAGCGGCCAGGCCAAAGUGCAGCAAGGUUUUCUGAAGGAGGGCUGCGAACUGAUCAACGAGGCUCUGAACCUGUUCAACAACGUCUACGGAGCCAUGCACGUGGAGAUCUGCGCCUGUCUACGCCUGCUGGCCCGCCUCAACUACAUCAUGGGAGACCACGCCGAGGCUCUCAGCAACCAGCAGAAGGCCGUUCUGAUGAGCGAGAGAGUCCUUGGCAUCGAGCAUCCCAACACCAUUCAGGAAUACAUGCACUUGGCUCUUUACUGCUUCGCCAACGGGCAGCUGUCGACCGCCCUGAAGCUGCUCUAUCGGGCUCGGUACCUCAUGUUGUUGGUUUGUGGGGAGGACCACCCGGAGAUGGCGCUAAUAGAUAGUAAUAUUGGGCUUGUGCUCCAUGGAGUGAUGGAGUAUGAUUUAUCUCUGAGAUUCCUGGAGAACGCCCUGACCAUCAACACAAAGUAUCACGGAGCCCGUUCCCUCAAAGUGGCCCUCAGCCAUCAUCUGGUUGCAAGGGUGUAUGAGAGCAAGGCAGAGUUUCGCUCGGCUUUGCAGCACGAGAAGGAGGGUUACACCAUUUACAAGAACCAGAUGGGCGAGGCUCACGAGAAAACCAAGGAGAGCUCCGAGUAUCUGAAGUACCUGACCCAGCAGGCUGUAGCCCUGCAGAGGACCAUGAACGAGAUCUACAAGAACGGCUCCAACGCCAGCAUCAUGCCGCUCAAGUUCACCGCUCCCAGCAUGGCGAGCAUCCUGGAACAGCUCAACGUCAUCAAUGGCAUCAUCUUUAUUCCGCUCAGUCAAAAGGACCUGGAGAACCUGAAGGCAGAGGUGCAGAGGCGGCAGCAGCUGCAGGAGGCGGGGAGGAGCGAGGAGCCCGCCGAGGACAGCCCACUUGAACUAGAAGACAAAAUCCCCGUUGAUUAACAUUCAGUAGCUCCAGACACUUCUGCUUUUUAACGAAAAGGAGAAAGAGGGAGAGAGAGGCUGUGAUGCAACAGCCAAGCAAUGGAGCCUGUGGACCUGAAAACCAAGAAAAUCAGCUUUGAAAUAAACAGGGUGAGGGUGGGGUCAGCGAAGUCCGGGGAAGAAGAAUUAAAACAAACAUAUGGACUGUAGGACAAAUGAACACAGAGCAGGAGUUUCCUACAAAGUAGGAGAGCGGAGGGAGAAGAAAUUACAAAUGACCUAGAUUGAGUGUAGAGGUGCAAUCAGAGUAAUCCUGGGCUCAAGACGGGCGGCGAUGAAGUCCCUGAAAGUGCUGCUUAGAAAAAAAUCCUUUAUGAAAGAACGGCUGCAGCUGGAGGAGAGCGACCAAGAAUGACCACGACAUUAUGUACCAGAGCCUUAUCCGCCACAUCAUCAUCACGCCCAAAUCAUGCUUCAUGUAACACCACCCCCCAAAAAAAAAAAAAAAACUUCUCAAAGGUGCUGCGAAUGAAACGGCACCAAGCCUGCCCGAGAACUCAGGGGCUCGUUUCUACUGUGCACUAUCAGACCGGAACAAAGGCCGUAAACUAGAGAUUUGUUUCCAACGAGGCAUCAGAAUGUAAACUUCCAUCUUUAAAGUCACUUUGUAGCAGUCACACUUCAUCCUUCAGCCUCCCCCGACGAGACGGGAAUUUAAUUUCUUCUGGCAUUUGUGUGUGCUAACGUCCCAGGACGGUGCCUGCUGCGUCCCGCCGAGCAAACCGUCGGCACACUGAGCUUUCAACCGAUGAAUUCGGUUCAUGUGGUGGGGUGUGUGUAUUCUUUAUUUGUUCUUUUUUUUUUUUUUCUUUUUUAAAUGCGUUUGAUUAUCGGUAAAAUUUAAGCCAUGUCUGUUUUGUGGAAAAUGUAUAGAAAGGGGGGGAGAUGUAUAAAUCUUGAUUGGAUCUAGGCAGGUACUUGGUGUUGAGGGAAAUCCCGGAUCUCAAAUACGUCCACUUUAAACCGUAGAUAUAUCCAGAUAUAUAUAUAUAUAUAUAUAUAUAUAUAAAUAAAUAUAUACUAGCUGUGUUCAGUCUAUUAUUUUUACACUCAAACAGAAUUAUGCAUGUGUGUUUGACGGUGUGCGUCUUUUCUCUGUGUGUGUUGUCUGCCGGAAAAUCUGCCGGGGGCGAGACUGUUGCUUUCCGAAAGUUUUAUACCUCCGCACACGUUAAAGCUGUUAAAUCGCUGAUGCAUAUUUUCUUAAAACAUUCAUGGCCACCCGUGUUGUAAAUCUGCUUACGUAUGAAGUCGGACGCUCCGCUUACCCACUGCACAAAGCUCUCAGUUUCGGGAUGUUAUUUUUUUUUUUGUUUGUUUCCCCAUUUUGUUUUGUUCUGGAUUUCGGAGAUUUAAAAACUUGCCAGGGGUUGAGCGGCGCUUUUCUUGUGCGACUGCAUGACCAAAAGUGGGCAAAAGCAGGUAGGAUGUUGCAAGAAAAAAAAAAAAGACGCCGAUAAAGAUCUGUUUGUAUACAUGCAAUGUUUCCCAUCUAUUGUAAUUUACUUAAUUGUUGCAGUGUGUAGAUUUGUGAUUAAAGCAAUAUAGAGAGGGCUCUGGAGUUUUUGUGUGUAGAACAUGUUUUUUUUUUUUUUUUCUUCUUCUGUUUUUGGCACAAGACAUGGAAAAUGGACUACUUGGAAUUUAACAAAGCCUUGUUCCAAAGUGAACGUCAAGCCCUUCACGAUUAUAUCAUCAUAUACGUUGCAGUUGCGUCCCUCAUAUUUAUGCUCUUGAAUGGAACUUGGGUCAUGAUGGGUGGACUUUAGCAGAGUAUUAAGCUGAGAUUUCCCUGUUUUUUUUUUUUGUUUUUUUUUUUGUUUGUUUUUUUUUCCUUCUGGGUCUCUUGAAUCAGAUUUCUUUGUCUUUAGUUUGACUUUAUGUACUUUCUCAACAGUAACACCAACAGUGUCCAUAAGGGGGCGCCAUAACGUUUAUUUUCUUUGUGGAAAUGACAGAAAACUAAAAAUGUGCUGCAGAAGCACAAAUAAACACACAUUCUUUCUUUUGACAAAAUAUGAGUAUAGAUUAAUUUAAUUUCAUCGUUACUCUCUCCAAACCCAUGUAGAAAUUAUUGCCAGAUUGCAAAACAUGGGAUUAAGCUGUAAUCUGUCAAUAAAGGACAGAGAGAUACCAUAAAAUGCACUCACUUGUCCUGAAUUGGAAAGCAUGUGUGGUUAAUGUAUGUUUGACAAACAUUUUUAUCUUGUUGAGCCUAGAAAGAAAAAUUACAUUUUCUGAUUGUCUCUGUGUGUCAAUGGAAAGUUUUCUGAAUGUGUAGUGGCUGAAUCCACGCCCCCUUGGCUGUGUGUCUGGUAUUGGUGUGAUGCUCUUUACAUGCUAAUCUAAUUAUUUUUUUGAUCUGAAUUCUUUUUUAAUAAAUAAAAUCUAGUGAAAUA